Molecule: messenger RNA, 3472 nt
Organism: Planococcus citri (citrus mealybug)
Lineage: Eukaryota; Metazoa; Arthropoda; Insecta; Hemiptera; Pseudococcidae
Product: cell surface glycoprotein 1-like
Exons: 4
Coding region: 241-3066 (941 amino acids)
Molecular function (GO): zinc ion binding; protein binding; nucleic acid binding
Source: RefSeq, a predicted model, not a curated record
CUCGUAAUUCUGUUCUGUGUUAUUUGUUCGGACGUGGAGAGAGGAUGCAAGUUUCUGUGUAUCCGCGACCCGCGUACAUACGCUAAGCACUGCAGUAAACACUCCAUCUUGAAAAAUAAAAACACAUUCGAUUCCCGUAAUAAAAUUUGAAAUUUGCUGUUCGAAUUGUGAUUUUUUCAACGCUUUAGAUGAUGGUUCUUUGCAAUUCAAGGUUUUAAAUUUUAAUGUGUGAUAAAUGCCAUGUACGGGAUCAAAGAUUCGAAGUCAUACAUUUGCAAACUUAGGCGACCACCCGAGACUACUAAAAUCGGUCGGCAUAGUUCGAAUCAAUUAAUCACCGCUCCUGCAUCUAGAAAAGUCUCUCGCUUUCAUGCUGAAAUUGUUCUCAAUGACGUGCCGGAGAUUAAAGAUAUUAGUGAAUGGGGAGUUUACGUUAAUGAUUCUCGAAUAUGUAAGCAUCGUUGGAUGAAACUCCGAGCCGGAGAUCGUAUUGCGUUAGGAGCUUCAACAAUAGAAGAUGGUGGAUACAUGCUGGAAUGUGUUGCUUGGACGCCGGAAGAUGAGAACCUCUCUUCUAUCAAUCAUCGAGUCGAAGUUAUAGACAUCACGGAGGAAGAUGAAGACGAAGUGAUUGAAUUGAGCGACGACGAAGGCAAUGUUCAGAUCGAAAGUUGCGCAUCUCAGCUGGAGUCCACCGCCUCGAAGCAAGUUCUCAAUGAAACCGCGACUCCUGAAUACAAGCAAGUUGCUAAUGAAACCGCGACUCCAGCUGAAGAAACCCCGCCGACUCUCAAUGUGGAAGAAAAAAAUUAUGUGUCAGUAUCGCCGAGCAGAACGGAAGAAGCGAUUUAUCAUCAUGUUACCGCAGUUGUUCCAUCUUCAAUCGAUCAGUCUACAGUUCCAUUGAAUCGAACUGAAUGUAACCUGGUUACCAAAAUCGAAGUGCCUAUAAAAGAUGCAGUGAAAAUUUCAUCGAAUAAAUCUGAACCCAAUCUCCAUUCGGAAAUUGAAGUAGGAGUACCUUUAGAAGAUGCAGCGACAAUUCCAACGAAUGGAACUGAACCGGAUCCAUUUACCAAAAUUAAAAUACCUAUAAAACAUCCAGAAAUAAUAUUGAAGAAAAUUGAGCCAAAAUUCGUAGACGUUACCUCGUCAAUGAAUGGUUUGCUAAGGCAAACUCCUACGAUGCCAUUUAAAGAACAAGAAUUCGAAUAUUCUAAUGCGCUACAAAGUAUUAUGGAUUAUUCUUCUGACGAAGAAAGCGACUCGUCGUUCAACGAUUCAUCCGCAUUGACCGUCAAUGAUGAAAUUAAAUCUAGCGAAGAACGUGUUCCUCCAGACAUAAAAUCGAAACCUCGAAGCUGCCGAGGUGUUGAAAACAUGAACAACGAAGGUUCGAAAUCCGUCAAAGAAAACGUGCAUAAAGGAUGGUCAAAACCCUACAAACAAUAUUCCAGCGAUGGUUAUAAAACUCCACCUGGCGAAAAUGACUCUAACGAUUCGUCGCCAUCAAAUUCGGACGAAACGAAGAAAGCCCACCUCGUGCAUAAAACCCUCCUGACUAGAAAAAUUGCCAAAAUCGCGAUCAUCCAGCCUCUUCCUAACAAAAGCGUCGGCGGUGGUAGACGCAGAAAACGAAUUAGAUCAGAAUCACCUGACACGAUUGAUCAGUCUUUUAUGGACUCGGAACAUUCUCAAAAAUCGCCGGAGAAAUCGCCUUUUGAUGAUUCAGAUUUACAGAAAAGUCCAACGUCUGUACUAUCAGAUCUACCUCCGAAUGUGAAAAAUGUCUGUCGCGAGCAGAGUUUAAUCGCGCUUGCGAUCAAGCAGGAUAGGAAAAAAGUCAGCAGUAAGCAGAACCGAGAUAAAGUCAACAGUAAGCCGACUUGCAAGCAGGCCAGGGAGAACGUUACCAAAAAACUGGCCAGUGCUAGAGAAAGAAUGAAAGCUUUGUAUCCUACUCCACCUGUCCAGGUUAAAAGAACUGCUGAAACACGCCCAAAACCAAAAGUUAAAGUUACUGCAAAAAAUAGAGGAGAUUUCUUAACUAAAGAAGAAGUUGCUCCUGCUCAUCGAAGUCCUGCGAAAUCUCCGGACGUGCCUGCCAGUCCUAAAGCUAUAGAAACUGUCCAGGUUAAAAAGACUCCUGCAACACGUCCACAACCUACUGUUCGUCGAAGUCCUGCGCAAUCUCCGGACGUGCCUGUUAGUCCUAAAGCUCCUGCAACACGUCCACAGCCUACUGUUCAUCGAAGUCCUGCGAAAUCUCCGGAGGUACCUAUUAGUCCCAAAGCCAUUGAAACUGUGCAGGUUAAAAGAACUGCUGAAACACGUACACAACCUAAAGUUAAAGUUACCGCGAAAAAUAGAGGAGAUUUUUUAACUAGAGAAGAAAUCGCUUCCGUUCUUCGAAGUCCUGCGAAAACUACGAACGUUCCUAUCGAUAAUAAGGUUGUUUCGGAUGAGCCGACUACAGAAGAAAUGGAAGAAAAUGGAACUAGUCCGAACUCCAGUGAUGAACACCAUAGAAGUGUGGAUGAGAUCCUUGACGGUAUUGAAUUUCCUACUGCUACGAUGGAUGAUGGUUUCAGGGAAAUUGCACCUGUACCUCCUCCCAUUAAGACUACUAGAACCAUAGAAGUUAGCGUCAAUUUUACCAAAGUUCCACCUCUCAAACGGCCAGUUGUAGGCUCCAGCUCUAAGCUAAUUGGCGAAUCAAUUUUGAAGAAAUCUUUAAGCGAAUCCCAUUCAUCAGGAGAAGAGAGCUCGCAUCAUCUCGAGAAAAAACGAGUAACUUUUCCUAAAGGGAUAAAUAUUGUCAGUGGCUACGCGGAAAAUACGCCUAGGUAUUCUUUUUCGACGAUGGUUAAUAGAGAUUGGCCAGCGCCGCCAGAGGCGGAUUGUCAUAAUUGCGGAGAAAACGGUCACUCCACGAAACGUUGUACAAAAGACCCGAUUUGUUAUAAUUGUUUACGUACUGGUCAUAUUUCUACAGUUUGUACACGACCCAAGCAGAUAAGAGACCCGAGAUUACUUAAACAAAUGCAAGGAAACGGAAGCAGAUAAAAAGACUGAAUAUUGUGUUUGCUAGAUGUGACGAUGAAAGCUGGAAUUUUUUUAAGAUACUCGUUGUUAUGUAUUUUUUAAGACUUGUGCGUGCGUCGCACAUCCCGCUGCAAAAUUUAUAUCUGUUGAUAUAUUGUUCUUGUUUUUAUAUAAUUUUACUACUGUAUUGAUGGUUAUUUAGAAAUUUUUUACAAAAUUCUUCAAAUUCUGUAAAAUUGACUGUUAUGAAUUACGUUGAAUUGUAAUUGAUGUUGUAUUGAAUCGAAUUCACGAUUUUAUUAAUUAUGUGCGUAUUCACAGUUUACCUAUAGCACGUGCCGGAUUUGUAUGAGAACCAAGUUGAUUUUUUGAUGGAAGUGUUUUGAAAAUCUCGAAUAAAAGGAAUUAUUUUUUGAGUUUGAAAUAA